AUGUGGGCUUUGAUUCAAGACAGUGCAACCACAGUCAGUAUGGAAGUGCAGACAACCUCUCUGGUCUGGAUAUAUGUGAACAGGACCGAACAACUGAACUCUUCAUAUGAAUACAACACGACAGAUCUGACUGAAAAGUCAAACACCUACCACUCUUACACGAUUGGUCUCUUCCUCUCCUGCCUGUACACCAUCCUCCUCUUUCCUAUUGGAUUUAUUGGUAACAUCUUAAUCCUGGUGGUCAACCUGAACCACAGAGAGAAGAUGACCAUCCCUGACCUUUACUUUGUUAACCUGGCGUUGGCCGACCUCAUCCUGGUGGCGGAUUCCCUCAUCGAGGUCUUCAAUCUGAACGAGAAGUAUUAUGACUACGCCGUCCUCUGCACCUUCAUGUCCCUUUUCCUGCAGGUCAACAUGUACAGCAGCAUCUUCUUCCUCACGUGGAUGAGCUUUGACCGCUACAUAGCCUUGGCUGGCUCCAUCAGCAGCAGCCCACUGAGGACUAUGCAGCAUGCCAAGCUCAGCUGUGGCCUCAUCUGGAUGGCCUCCAUCAUGGCCACCCUGCUCCCCUUCACCAUCGUGCAGACCCAGCACAGGGGUGAGGUGCACUUCUGCUUUGCCAACGUCAUUGAGAUCCAGUGGCUGGAGGUGACCAUUGGCUUUUUGGUGCCCUUCUCCAUCAUUGGUGUGUGCUACUCUCUGAUUGUACGCAUCCUCAUGAGGGCCCAGAAGCACCGGGGCUUGUGGGCACGGCGGCAGAAAGCCCUGCGCAUGAUCCUGGUGGUGGUUCUGGUGUUCUUCAUCUGCUGGCUGCCAGAGAACGUCUUCAUCAGCAUCCAGCUGCUGCAGGGCACAGCUGACCCAUCGCAGAGGACUGCUACCACCCUGUGGCACGACUACCCGCUCACAGGCCACAUUGUUAACCUGGCAGCUUUCUCCAACAGCUGCCUCAACCCCAUUAUCUACAGCUUUCUAGGAGAGACCUUCAGAGACAAGCUGCGGCUCUUCAUUAAGAAGAAGGCCAGCUGGUCAGUAGUGAGCCGCUUCUGCCGCCACAGCCUUGAUAUCCACCUCCCUGUCAGGAGCGGGGUGUCAGAGGUGUGA
Limanda limanda (common dab) is the source of this 1104-nucleotide messenger RNA. It is a transcript of the gene gper1, whose product is annotated as G protein-coupled estrogen receptor 1. Lineage: Eukaryota; Metazoa; Chordata; Actinopteri; Pleuronectiformes; Pleuronectidae. The transcript has a single exon. Gene Ontology annotation, biological process: G protein-coupled receptor signaling pathway; cellular response to estradiol stimulus. Gene Ontology annotation, molecular function: G protein-coupled receptor activity; nuclear estrogen receptor activity. Bases 1 to 1104 code for a protein of 367 amino acids. Gene Ontology annotation, cellular component: membrane. The record is from RefSeq and is a predicted model, not a curated record.